AUGCGUGGUGCCGAGACUGGUAACGCCCAUGGGUCGGACCAUGUCCUCGUCCGUACACGCUUGAAAGUUCAUCUCUCAUCCGCACCAAAAAUGCCACGUCCUAGACGCCUCAAUGUCGCAAAAAUCCGGCAAGCCAGCACUGCCGAGGCCCUAAGCAGAGAAAUCCGGACCUGUUUUACAGCCCGAGCCGACGGAGAAGUCAGUAAACAGUGGUCGUCACUGAAGACAUCAGUCUAUGGGGCAGCUGAGAAAAUCCUUCGAUACACCCAGCGAUGCCGCCGUAACUGGAUCAGCGGAAGAACCCUGCUGUUGUCUGCUCAGACGGCUAGAGCCAGGUCCCGCAACGAUGACUACUUCCGCCAACUUCGGAAGAUGACGGCAAAAUCGGCCACGGAUGACCGGAAACAAUAUUGGGCCGAAAUAGCGACAUCCAUGGAACAGGCCUCGAACGUUGGUGACACUCGAAAGCUCUACCGUCUGAUCCGCCGAGUUAGCGGUAAGCCCUCUACACCGAGUGACUGUUCGCGAUGUGAACGGCGGCUUUAUAGCUGACAAAUCGGCCAAAGUCGAGCGCUGGCGUGAGCACUUUGAGCACCAUCUCAACUUCGAUACUCAACCUGCAUCGCCCUUGUUCUCCUCCGCAGCGGAGUUUCUUCCCUCUCCUACCUAUGCAGUGCCAUGCGAUCCCCCCUCCGUGGAAGAAGUCGCCGAUGCCAUACGAAAGUUGCGCAACAAUAAGGCACCCGGAGAGGACGGUAUACCCGCUGAAAUCUUUAAGUCUUGUGUCGACACUCUGGCGCCCUGGCUCCAUGAGGUGAUUGAACGAGCGUGGAGAGACGAGGUUGUUCCUGAUGACUGGGGCUUAGGCAUUCUUGUACCUAUUCUCAAGAAGGGAGAUAAGACGAUAUGCAAGAACUACCGCGGCAUAAGUCUCAUUGACGUUGCAGCGAAGAUCAUCGCUAUUGUCCUACUCAGGCGAUUCCAGGCUGUGCAUGACUCAAGGACGAGGCCCAACCAAGCCCGAUUUCGUGCUGGAUGUGGAUGCGCAGAUCAGAUAUUCACACUGAGGCGCAUUCUCGAAUUCCGCCAUAGCUACCAACAACCGAUGGCCGUCUGCUUCGUUGACUUUGCCGCCGCGUUCGAUUCCGUUCACCGUGAGUCUCUGUGGCGGAUAAAGGCGCUAGAUGGUGUACCGGCAAAAAUCAUCGCCAUGAUCAAGGCCUACUAUCGUUCCACUACUGCGAGAGUCGUGGUCCGUAACAAUCUUUCCCAACCGUUCGGUAUUCGGUCUGGCGUCCGACAGGGUUGUAUCCUGUCACCCAUACUGUUCAACUACGCUAUUGACUGGAUCCUCGGGAGGGCCCUACGCGACAGUGAAGGCGUUGAAUUUGCACCCGGACAUCGACUGACUGAUCUCGACUAUGCCGAUGAUAUCGCCUUACUACCUUCAAGUUUUGGUGAUCGGCAGUCUAUGGUGUCACGGGUGAACGAGGUCGCUAAGUCAGUCGGUUUGUCCAUAAACGCUGGGAAGACCAACGUAUUCUACAGCUGCAUCCCUGCAUGCCUGUGGAACCGACGUGACCUCUCCAUCGCCACUAAGAUUCGCGUGUACCGUGCAUCUGUCCGGUCUGUCCUUCUCUACGGUUGUGAAUGCUGA
Molecule: messenger RNA, 1657 nt
Organism: Spirometra erinaceieuropaei
Lineage: Eukaryota; Metazoa; Platyhelminthes; Cestoda; Diphyllobothriidea; Diphyllobothriidae
Source: the annotation of a GenBank genome assembly